GGAGGAUCCUAAGUGUUUAUAGAUCACGAUCUGCAUAUAAAAGACACCGCUUAGACGUGGUAAUGUGAUAUCUCAAACAGUCAUCAUUACUCUGGAGAUGGACUCACAAGAAAGUACUCAACCGAUCAUGAGCUCUUCGCCUCCGGCCGGAAGAGUAUCACUCCGGCUGAUGACUCUAUCCGACGUCGACGACUACAUGGUUUGGGCCACAGACCCUAAAGUGGCACGCUUUUGCACUUGGGAGCCUUGCACGAGCCGAGACGAAGCCAUCAAAUACAUAACCGAUCGUGUCUUGACACACCCUUGGCUCCGAGCCAUCUGCUUGGAAGACAACCGUCCGAUCGGCUACAUCUUGAUCAUGGCGGUGGAUGACAUCAGAAAAGAGAUCGGUUAUGUCCUAGCGAGAAAGUACUGGGGGAAAGGGUUUGCGACUGAGGCCGUGAGACUAUUGACGUCGGAGAUAUUUAAAGAAUUCCCGGAGAUUGAGAGGGUUGAGGCUCUUGUCGAUGUGGACAAUGUUGGAUCUCAAAGAGUUCUUGAAAAAGUUGGGUUCACUAGAGAAGGUGUGAUGAGGAAGUUUCUAUGUAUCAAGGGAAGAGUUAGAGACACUGUCAUGUUUAGUUUCUUGCCUAGUGAUACUUUGAAGUAAUUGAUCAACAGAAAUAUUAUUCUGCAAGCGUAAUCAUACAGUACGGUUCAUAGCACGGGACAUUUGAUAUAAA
Messenger RNA from Capsella rubella, 722 nucleotides. RefSeq lists its product as uncharacterized. The record is from RefSeq and is a predicted model, not a curated record. Gene Ontology annotation, molecular function: acyltransferase activity, transferring groups other than amino-acyl groups. The coding region runs from base 98 to 649 and encodes 183 amino acids. The transcript has a single exon. NCBI's taxonomy places the organism in Eukaryota, Viridiplantae, Streptophyta, Magnoliopsida, Brassicales, Brassicaceae.